GACACAAAAUGGCAUGGAAGAUUACAAGUCAUCAUUGGAGUCGAAACAAAAAGCUCAUAAAAUCACGUUAAAGCUAUUUGGAGAGAACCAUCCCGCAACAGCUGACAGUUAUGAAAGCAUUGGAAAGACACAAAAUAGCAUGGGAGAUUACAAGUCAUCAUUGGAGUCGAAACAAAAAGCUCUUGAAAUCAGGUUAAAGCUAUUUGGAGAAGAUCAUCCUGCAACAGCUGACAUUUAUGAAAGCAUUGGAAAGACACAAAAUGGCAUGGAAGAUUACAAAUCAUCAUUAGAGUCGAAACAAAAAGCUCUUCAAAUCAGGUUAAAGCUAUUUGGAGAAGAUCAUCUUGCAACAGCUAGUAGUUAUGAAAGCAUUGGAAAUACACAAAAUGGCAUGGAAGAUUACAAAUCAUCAUUAGAAUGUAAACAAAAAGCUCUUAAAAUCAGGUUAAAGCUAUUCGGAGAAAACCAUCCUGCAACAGCUGACAUUUAUGAAAGCAUUGGAAUGACACAAAAUACCAUGAAAGAUUACAAGUCAUCAUUGGAGUCAAAACAAAAAGCUCUUAAAAUCGGGUUAAAGCUAUUUGGAGAAGAUCAUUCUACAACAGCUGACAGUUAUGAAAGCAUUGGAAAGACACAAUAUAACAUGCAAGAUUACAAAUCAACAUUGCAGUCUGAACAAAAAGCUCUUGAAAUCAGGUUGAAACUAUUUGGAGAAGACCAUUCUGCAACGGUGACAGUUAUGAAAACAUUGGAAAGACACAAAAUCGCAUGGAAGAUUACAACUCAUCAUUAGAAUCUAAACAAAA
This is a messenger RNA of Dendronephthya gigantea, 806 nucleotides long. RefSeq names its product nephrocystin-3-like. Gene Ontology annotation, molecular function: protein binding. The transcript has a single exon. The record is from RefSeq and is a predicted model, not a curated record. Lineage: Eukaryota; Metazoa; Cnidaria; Anthozoa; Malacalcyonacea; Nephtheidae. The coding region runs from base 14 to 793 and encodes 259 amino acids.